Messenger RNA from Pangasianodon hypophthalmus (striped catfish), 3026 nucleotides. It is a transcript of the gene atat1, whose product is annotated as alpha tubulin acetyltransferase 1. The record is from RefSeq and is a predicted model, not a curated record. Gene Ontology annotation, molecular function: tubulin N-acetyltransferase activity. Bases 681 to 2195 code for a protein of 504 amino acids. Gene Ontology annotation, cellular component: microtubule. The transcript is spliced from 13 exons. Lineage: Eukaryota; Metazoa; Chordata; Actinopteri; Siluriformes; Pangasiidae. Gene Ontology annotation, biological process: alpha-tubulin acetylation.
UUGUAAUUCAAUACGCAAACGAUCAUAAUAAACAUUCAUAUUUCCCCAUGACGUCAUCCGGCGACUUUUUGAGCACGCUUUAGCUACUUUGCUCUGAAAAGAGCUGAGAGAAAAUCUGAUUCUUCUGUCGCUCUCCACCUUCAAGAACCAAAAAAAAAACAUCUUUACGUAAUUUUAUGGAAAUAUAAAACUAAUUUAAUAACGCAAUUAAUUACGCUGUAUUCUGGUUGCUAUGUAAACGCUCGAGCACGGUGCGUCGUUGCCAAGAGGAAGCGGAAGUACGGAGACUAAAAUAGGUUCAAUCCCGAAUGCCUUAGUGCUCCCUACACCAGUGAACUAUGUAGGGUGCGAAAAUAAUGGCUUCCACGCCCUGACGAGUGCACUACAUGUGUAACAGAGAGUGUGUUGAGAGUUUACCUCUAAAUUUAUCCUCUGAUUAAAGCAGGGUUUGCGUUUUAUGUACCGCUUUUGGCUUAAGAUACGCUUUGUUUUUGUUUUUUUAAUGAAUUUGGUGUCUUAAGAGACUCCAGUUGGAGCUGAGGGAAAUCCUGUAGUCUGAUGCAGGGCUGGUCGGGUUUGAUGGUGCACUGGUUUAUGGCAUUAGUACUAUGGCCUCUGAGUGAAACACAAUGAAGGGCAGAAGGAUGCAGGGAUAAAGCAGUGCAAGGCUGCAUGAUUUUAUGAGCACUGCUCAGGAUUUACACAGUUUAGUCACCUGGGAUGUUAUUCAGUCUGAGCUUCGUCCAUGUGUAGGGUGUAGAGCUUGCUGUGGAUCUGUAACUGCAUUCAUCUGCACUGUAAUCUCUCUCUGUAUCUAUAUCUAUCUAUAUAUCUAUAUAUUUAUAUAUCUAUAUAUCUACACUGCUAUGGAUUUCCCCUUCGACCUGAGCUCUCUGUUCCCGGAGAGGAUCUCAGUGCUGGAUCACAAUCUGUGUGCUGCUCGCAAACCUCACGGAAGACCUGAAGCCCAGAGUCAGACUGCCACUGUUAUUGAUGAGUUAGGGAAAGCCUCAGCCAAGGCCCAGAAGCUGCCUGCGCCGAUAACGAGUGCAGCAAAGCUUCAGGCCAACAAACAUUACCUCUACCUGCUGAAGGAUGGAGAGCGGAAGGGAGGCCGUGGAGUUGCAGUAGGAUACCUGAAGGUCGGAUACAAGAAGCUCUUUCUCCUUGACCAGCGGGGGGCGCAUGUGGAGACCGAGCCUCUGUGUGUGCUGGAUUUUUAUGUGACUGAGAGCUUGCAGAGACAUGGAUAUGGGCUGGAGCUGUUCCACUUCAUGCUCCAACACAAGAAGGUGGAGCCUGAACAGAUGGCUUAUGACAGACCUUCCAUGAAAUUCCUGGCCUUUCUAGAGAAACACUUUGAACUUAAACACAGUGUGCCUCAGGUGAAUAACUUUGUGGUGUUUGAGGGCUUCUUCAGGAACAGAUCAGGCGCUCCUUCCUCCCCUGUGACGGAUCAGGGGAUGUACGGCUUUUUCGGCCCAGCUGAGAAAAGCUCCUCCAAAAAAGCCAGAGGGAGAGAUCAAACCAUAUUCACUAAUGGAGAGAGAGGCUGUGAGAGAGGAGCAGAAGGCCCUCCCAUGGCCAUUCAUCCGCUCCACGGCCGUUCCCCAAUCUCCUCCACUGGCGGCAUCCUCCCCGUUCUCUCGCUCCCUGAGCGUGGGCUCGUCCCCCAGCCACACUCCUCAUCCUCAACCUCACAUUCCUCCACACCUGGCCGACAACUGCAGGACAAAACGCACCAGCACUCAGGGUUUGGUUGCCAGAAACAACCUCUACAGUCGCCAUGUGAACAGCAGAGGCCUCGGGCUCUUAAUGGCGGAACAGCUGAAGCUGCCAGUUGUUGUGUGUGUGCUUCCUCAGGGUUGAAGCCAGUGCUCAGUGAGAGAGUGUGUGACGCAGGGGGACAGGCUGACACACUGGGACACACAAACACAGCAGAAAGCACACACCUCCAGGGCUCAUCUGUGUUUCUGCCACCGCUCCCAGGCGUUCUCAGGCAGCAGGCCUCUGACCAGGUGGCUUUAAACAAUGCGAGCAGUGUACUGGAUUCCAGGACAGCGAGGAAGCCGGGGCACGAGGAACGAGCGGCGGAGGUGGAGAGAGAUGGCUGGUCCUGGACGGUGGGCGAAAAGCGAUGCGCGGCCCAGUGGGUCAGACAGAAACAUGAAUUUCGCAGCACACGGCCGUGGUGAUGUGAGCAAGAAAAGAAACGCUGGAUGGAGAUCAGAGGGAAGAAAGGAACUCAAGGACAUGAGGGGGGAAGCUAAACAAAACAGGGAUAAGAAAAGAAUGAUAUGAAGAGCUUCCUGAAAGCUAGAACGGAACAUUAAAAAAAAAAUUAAGCCAUAAAACACACAAGAUUGAGCAACUCCGAUGUGGCAGCUAGAGGUUUACAAAUGUUUGUAGCCAUGCAUUAAAAUGCCUCGAUUUUCUAAGUAUUUAAGCAGUAUUAUGUAAAGUCAGGGAUUUUUGUAUUUCAAAAUAAAUUAAAGGCAAAUGGAUCAACUGGAGCAACUUUAUUUUUUAACCACCAUUACCUAAAUUCACACAAAAUGUGACACAAUCUUAACAAAGUGCUAUGUUUUGUAGGAUAGACAUGUCAAACAUCCCAGUUUUCCAUUGAAACAUCCUAAAAAUAAUAUUAAGAGCUCUUAAGUCAAGAAAAUGAAACUCUUGUGGCUCAUUAAACAGCCAUUUAGUGCAGCACUCAACAUUUAAUCCAGUGGACUUGUUGAAAAGACUAAAUGACAUGUCAGAGUGGGAUUUCACACAGUGAAUAUGGCCACAUUUCCAGCUCUUAUACAACUGAGAAAGCCUUGAAAGCCAGUCUCGCUCUAUAACAUUCACUUGUGUAUCCAGCCUGCAGCAGAACUCCACAAGAGACACUAAAGGAGACGAGGACAUUAAAAGGACAGUGGUGCUCUUGUUACGAAGGUGGUCCAACAACAAAAAAAGACAACAAUGUAUCUUGUGACUAAUGUAGAAGGAUCAGAAACAAUAAAACAUGCUGUGACUUCUGUUUA